This is a messenger RNA of Anopheles nili, 3849 nucleotides long. RefSeq names its product protein suppressor of sable (gene su(sable)). The transcript has 3 exons. Gene Ontology annotation, cellular component: nucleus. Bases 1 to 3849 code for a protein of 1282 amino acids. Lineage: Eukaryota; Metazoa; Arthropoda; Insecta; Diptera; Culicidae. Gene Ontology annotation, molecular function: RNA binding; metal ion binding. Gene Ontology annotation, biological process: negative regulation of DNA-templated transcription. The record is from RefSeq and is a predicted model, not a curated record.
AUGAGCGACCCAGAAGAUCUAGAGGACGGUGAGAUCGAAGAUGAUGAGGACGAUGUGGUGCAGCCGGUGGAUCCUCCGCUGAUUCCGCCCACCCCGAAUGACUAUCAGGAGCAUGAACCGAAGCCCGGUGACCAGCAGCAAAGCUCGGAAGUGGAAGCCAAGCCGGCUCCGGAAGCUAAUCGAAGCGGAAGUAGCAACCGCGAGCACCAGCACACGAACCAUGGGAACAAGUCCUCGCGUUCUUCCAGCAAACCCCCACCGGUGGUGGACGAUUGGGCGACAAAGGUCGAGAAUGCGAUCGCAAACGCACUCAUAAAGGAUGGUGUACAGCCACCGAUGCCGUCCUCGAUCAUCCACCCGAACGAGGCAGAGGGUGAGGGGCAUGGGCCGGUUUCUUCCAGCCGACGGUCGAAGAAGCGCAAGAAACCAUCCCGUGGAAGUGGCGGUGACCAUCACCACCACGUGGCCAAGCAGCCGAGGAUCACGGAGCUUGGCAACGAGACUGAGGUGGAUCUGGAGUAUGAGAUGUUGAACGUUCGGGGUAGUAGCCCCCAGGCCAUACAGGGGGUGGCGGGAGGUGGCCGGGAAUCGGGCCACUCCGAGUCGGAGGGAGAAGAUACUCACUACUCGUCGGAUGAAUCGGGAGCGCGCGAUCGAGACGGGCAUUUCCGGGCUGGAAGUGGUAGACGGGACCGGGAAACCCGUGAGCGGGAUCAGCGCGAACGGGAGCGAGAACGCGAUCGAGAACGUGAACGGGAGCGGGAGUAUAAUCGGAAAAAGCGGAAACAACAGCGCCAGCGGGGCAACAACAAGACUAAUCGGGAUGGCCGGAAACGCAAGCGCGAUGACUCGGAUGAUGAAAAGCACCGACCGACCGGUCCUCGUAAGAUGGAGUUGUGUAAAUUUUACCUAAUGGACUGCUGCGCUAAGCGCGAAAAGUGUCUCUACAUGCACAAGGACUUCCCGUGCAAAUACUACUAUCUUGGCCUGAAGUGCAAGGAUAAGGACAAGUGUCUCUUCAGUCACGGCGAGGCGCUUUCAGACGAUCUGCGGAUGAUUCUGCUCAAGCACUUGGAGACGGCCCCGCAGGAGAUUUUGGGCGAUUUCCAGCGUAUCAGCCGGGACAAUGCGAUCACGAUGUUGAACGCAACGCAGCGCCAGCUGCUCGACCGGUACGGUAACAAGGGUGACACCUCGGCAAGGGGUGGUGGUGGUGGUGGUGGGAAAAUCCCUUCCCUGCUCGACGUGGUGACGGUGCAGCCACCCGGCAGCAUGCACAGUCCGAAAAAUUCGCGCAAAUCGCGCUGGUGUGACACCCGGCAGGACGACGAUCGCGGACGGUCGAGCGACGGUGAACCGAUGGGUGAUGCAGACGACGGGGAUGUUAUGCGGCAGCUGGCCGGUGUCAUAACGCCCGCCCAGAUAAGUGACCUCGAGCAGAUGGGCAUCCGGACGCUGGAUGAGAUCAGUCAGCUGACGGUGGCGCAGCUGAACGAGCUGGGAUUGAGCAUUACGCAGAUCCACGAUCUGCAGGUGCGUGCGAUGAACGUGCAGAAGCAGUUGAUGAGUGGCAAGCAACGGCAGGUGGCCCAACCGGUGAAAGAUCUCGAUCUCCGGAUGUUGCCGGGCGCGAUGGAGGCCACGGAAGCCGCCAGCGUGGCUGAGCAGCAUCAGCACCCGGCAACGGGUGGUAACAAGAAAGAUGUGGACAUGCGAAUUCUUCCACCGGAACCGGAACCGGAACGAGCGGGAACCGGCAACGGUGGCGGUGACGAGGAGGAGGGUGGAUUGCUCCAUAAGCCACCGACCGUCGAUUACUCGCAGUACAUCAAGGACUCGAACCUGGAUGAGGAGGACUUGGAUGCGGUGGCCGCUGACUCAAGCUGUUUGCUAAAUGAUCCGGAAGAGGACGACGACGACGACGAUGAGAACAAUCUGAAGAUCAGCAUCGAGGAGGACGAGGAGGACGACAAGAAGAAGGACUCUGAAGACUCCUUGGCGAUGCGCCAGGACACGGUUGGUCGUGGGGUGGAAGCGGAAACGGGAAAGAUUUCACCACUUCCUCCGCUCGUCCCACCGAAGAUCGAUUACGCGCAGGGUCUCGGCGAUAUCCUGAGCGCGUUUGGUGGCGCAACCGACAAAUCUGCUCACCGUUCCCCGAAUGUUUCGCCACGAGCGCAUCGAUCACCAUCACCGGUUGGCAAGGAUGCACCAUUGCCAGGACUCUCGGACGUUUGGACCCCCUCUAUGGCGGAUUCAUCGAGUGCAAUUGUAACGGGAUCUUCUAUCGGGAUUCCAACGCAACCCAUGAAACCAUCCGGAAAGACAAACUCGUCAAAACGAUCCGGUGGUUCGUCGAUCUACGAUUGGUACAGCUCCGAUAACGCAUCGUCCCCGGACGCUGAAGGAAGAAACUCCCCGUUGGGAGGAUCGCUCCGGUACGGUUCUAACACACUGUUGCCGCUGGAUCUUGGGGAAAGCGAUCUGUACGGUAGCACCACCGGAAGUACCGGUGGUGGUGAAGCUUCCAAUGAGUUGGGCUUCCCGUUUAAGUCGAUGAUGGCUAACUACGUGCCGGCGACGGAAAUCGACGGCUCAAUCGGAUCGCACGCACCGAUCCACUACAAGGUAUUUAUGGUCGAUGUUCCACGGCCCAACUUUGGUCCACUUCGUCGGUCGAUGACGCGCCCAAUCGGCACCAAAGAUCCCCGGUUGCGGAGGUUGUUUGGACUGCAAAGUGACGACGAUAAUGAUGCGGAUGAUACCAGCGAUGGCAUUAAAUCCCCCGAUGCCAAUCCAGUUGCGUCUCCACUUUACGGGAUGGGUUCUCCCAGGAGCCUCCAUGGGACCGCCUCGCUUCCUGCUGCUGCGGUCACUCCCACCAGCAAACCACCCGCGAUUAGCAGUGGUCCCCGGGUGGACCCACGCAAGCGUCACGCGGAAAAACAACAACUUGAGGCCGCCCAGCAACAGCAAUCCUUUGGUUCACUAAAGACCGCAGGCCCGCCGGCUUCCAACACGCCCCAAAUCGACGUGCAAGUGAUCCUGCAGAAGUCACUCUGGUACAAGGAUCUCGGCUCAAAGCACAAGAUCAUGGUGAACCAGCAGCUCGCCAUCCUGUCGACGGAGAUGAAGAAGUACCACAACUCCGACCGCUCGACGGAGCACCUGAGCGAGUUCAUGAAGUUUCUCGGUACGAACAACAUGCUUCAGCACAUCCUCACCUGCCUGAACGUGUUCGUCGACGACUCGGUGACGUUCUGUGAGGUUCCGGUCGUACCGAACCUACCACCGCCCAAUAUUUCCCUCCCGCCGAACAUUCCACCACCCGCAAUGGGCGGACCGGUGCCAUCGAUGCAACAGUUACCGAGACCGGUGCACGUGCCACCACCACAUGGUGGAAUGGGUGGUGGUCGAGGUGAUGGUGGAGGAGGAGGAGGAGGAGGUGGACCUCACAUGUCGCUACCGUCUCACCAGGGCAACGUGCCACCGAUGUUCCUCGGAGGGAACGGACCCUUCGGUCAACCGGAUCAACCCACAUCGAUGAUCCGGCCCGGGUUGCUCGGUGUAUCGCCCAACAUGCCGUUCGAGCAGUUCCUGGCGAUGGGCAACAUUAACAAGAACGACAACGGCGGUGGAGGGGGAGGAAACAAUGGUCCGCUGCCACCGUGGGUGCAAGGAAAUGGCAACAACAUGCGCAACAUGCGCAACAACAACCGCGUGGGGCACAACUUCCGCAACAAUAACGACCGAUGGAAUAACAAUGGUGGGGGAGGGGGAGGAGGUGGCCCGCCGAUGGGUGGCAACAAUCGUCGGAAUAACAACCGCCGGAUGGAUCGGAAAAAGUAG